GUCAAUUAUUUCUGUGCAGAGAUACCUUUCCCACUGCCCCUCCCAUUCCUCUGCCCGCUAUAUAAGGACUGUACAGCAGGCACCCGCACCACACACUCUGCUGUGACCUGCUCCCUGUAUAGCAUGGCACAUUUCAGACUGGGAGCGGCUGUAUGGCUGUGCGUGGUGGCCGUGGUGCCCUUCGCGACUACCAGCUUCACUCACACCACCGGUAUCGUGCCUGCCAUUCCCCAGAGCCAGGAGCAGUCCCCUCUGAUUGAACUAUGGCGGACGGCACUCAAGUACCAAGAGACCAAGAUAGGUCCCAAGACGUUCCUGGCGCCGCGCCCUAGCGUCUUUAAGAACUGGGUACCGCCAGAACUUUUCCAGCACAGGAACGCGCACAUCCUGAGAGAGGUGCUGAUGGACUACAUGGUGGAGGAGAGAGUGAGCGCCAAUGACAAGAGAAUGAGAGAACCUAAUGGCCUCAGAGUGAUCAACCUCAACGGCAAGCCUCUCGUCUUCAGACGCAACGGUGCAACCAUCACCGUGAAUGGAGUACAAGUGGUCUCUGCCAUCAGUAACAAGGACCACACGGUGUCGUACUACCUGCAGGGGGACCUUUUCGGCCACCGCGGCUUGAUGUCUCAACUCCGCCACCAGAGGUCCGAUCUUACCUUCUAAUGGCUUCAACCAGUACCAAGAGAGUGAAGUAGAUGCGUGUGGCUCAGUACAGCAGGCUUGAGUCUCUGGCAGCCCAAAGUGGUAGCAAGAAACAGACAAUCUGGCGUCACGCUCCCACAGACACUUGACAAUAAAGCAGCAGAACUCUAAA
Messenger RNA from Scylla paramamosain (green mud crab), 814 nucleotides. RefSeq lists its product as uncharacterized. The transcript has 5 exons. Bases 124 to 663 code for a protein of 179 amino acids. NCBI's taxonomy places the organism in Eukaryota, Metazoa, Arthropoda, Malacostraca, Decapoda, Portunidae. The record is from RefSeq and is a predicted model, not a curated record.